UGUGAUGUCACGGAAGGUCCCUCAGUGGAGAAUACAAAUAGAUCAAGAGAUGAGGAAGCGCGGCAGAGUUGAAGUGUGCUUGUUAGUGUAUGUCAGAGAUGGAACUGAAGCUGCAGCUGAGCGUCUUCGUGUUACUCAUACAGGUUUCACUUGUGGUGUGUCAGCGCGUGACUUUGAAAAAAGGUCAGACACUCAACCUAAGCUGCCCAGUUACGAAUGCUCACAAGACCAAUGUCGACUGGAAGAACCCUGACGGAUAUAUCAUGUUCUUCAAUCGCAAUCAAGGUGAUGACCACAUAUCAUCUUUACAGGACAAGCGCUACAGCAUCACUAAACUGUCUGAGUCAGAAUUCGCCAUCAGUAUUUCCAACAUCACCUUCAAAGAUGGAGGCAACUACACUUGCACUCACUAUGGCGAUCGCCCGACAGAGAUGAAAGUGGAGGUGACAGUGUUAGGCUUUCCCAAAAUGUCAGUAACGAAGCACGAAGGAGAGUUUGUCAUAAAAUGCACCGCUGAGGGGAACCAAUAUCCUCCCCAGAUCUCCUGGAAAUUGGAUCAGGGACCUGAAAUUCUUGGUCAUGCCCAAGUCCUACAUGAAGAUAAAAAAUAUGUCUCAACUGAUAUGUUACGUGUUCGCUCAGUGGAGAAAAAGAUCACUGUGAAAUGCCUCGUUCACCAUCCAGCUCUACACUCGCAACAUCUGAUGAACUUUAUCAAAAUUGGACGAGAAUUUACAAAGCCCUGGCACACAACCACGGCCAGUUCAACCACAGCCCGGCCUCAAGGGUCAACAGAGGGGCAGAGAACAACGACUGGCUGGGUCAGACAUGGGAGAACAACGGCGUACCUUUCAACCAGAGGCGUGAAUGAACCUUCAUCAGACAGCUCUAUAAGGUCAUCAACUGUUCCCUCCAAUGGGCCAAAUAUGGUCACAUCCUCUGGACUUCCUCUCAACACCAGUGAUGACUCAACAACCUCCGUAUUACCAGGCUCAACCAGGAGGAGGAAUGACACCAUCAGUAAUACAACAAGCACAACAGACUGGACAUCUGUGUCUGAGCCAACAGAGACGAUCUCUAACCAUACGGAGGGAAACGGAACAGGAAGCUCUAAUGACCCAAAUACACAGAGAGGAAGUGAAGGAAGUUCAUCGUUACUGGUCUUCCUGGUUACAUUUCUGAUCUUCUGUCUUCUGGUGGUCGUCAUUUUUUUUGCCAUCAAGCUGAGGAGAGCGCACAUGGCCUGGAAGAGAGAGAAUGAGGACUCGGUUCCAUCAGAGGAGAGCAGUAAAUCAAAAUCAAGCCAGGAAGAGAGGAACGCCCAAGGACAAAGGCGGAGAGGGCUCUUCCACACGGCGUUCACACAGUACGUCGUUGAGAAACCAGCAGUGAUAACCUCAGUGAUAAACACAGCUGCACUGGAGACAGAGAGCGAAAAUAUAGAGCAGACUUCUCAACCUCAAACCCUUGAACAAACUUUAGUCAGGAUUGACAUAAAGGAGACAGAGCUAUAACAAUCUGUAAAAUACAGCAUUUACAACAUCAGCAAUAUCAUCAUGUUAAGAUGAUUAGCUUUUUUUUUUUACUGUAGCCUACUUGUAAAAAAGAGUGUAUGUUUACACAGAAAAUAAUGUACUUGCUUAUAAGCUUCUGAAUAUUGUAUAUAUUUUAUGUUUACCAAUAAAUUAUGUUUUUUC
Messenger RNA from Sebastes umbrosus (honeycomb rockfish), 1697 nucleotides. Its product is annotated as cytotoxic and regulatory T-cell molecule. The transcript has 11 exons. Gene Ontology annotation, cellular component: plasma membrane. NCBI's taxonomy places the organism in Eukaryota, Metazoa, Chordata, Actinopteri, Perciformes, Sebastidae. Gene Ontology annotation, biological process: cell recognition; detection of tumor cell; positive regulation of natural killer cell mediated cytotoxicity directed against tumor cell target. Gene Ontology annotation, molecular function: signaling receptor binding. The coding region runs from base 90 to 1514 and encodes 474 amino acids. The record is from RefSeq and is a predicted model, not a curated record.